This is a messenger RNA of Phyllostomus hastatus (greater spear-nosed bat), 4013 nucleotides long. It is a transcript of the gene HOXB3, whose product is annotated as homeobox B3. The record is from RefSeq and is a predicted model, not a curated record. The transcript has 5 exons. Gene Ontology annotation, cellular component: nucleus. Gene Ontology annotation, biological process: regulation of transcription by RNA polymerase II. Gene Ontology annotation, molecular function: RNA polymerase II cis-regulatory region sequence-specific DNA binding; DNA-binding transcription factor activity, RNA polymerase II-specific. Bases 913 to 2187 code for a protein of 424 amino acids. NCBI's taxonomy places the organism in Eukaryota, Metazoa, Chordata, Mammalia, Chiroptera, Phyllostomidae.
CACACCUAGGUCGGAGCACUGUCGUCCUUCAGGGCUCCAGCCUCUUGAUAUUUUUAUACUUCAGUAUCAGUUUGAUAAAGCAAAAGAGAGAGAGAGAGAGAGAGGAAGAGAGAGGGGGAGAAGAAAGAAGAGAGAGAGAGAGGGGGCAGGAGGGGUGGGAAUUACACAAAAGACAGAACCAAAAAUAAUUUAAAUUCCUAAGUUAAUUUCUUUGCUGAGCUGGGAUUUUAGUCAUCAUGGAGGGCAAAUGGACAAUCUGCCCAGGACUGCAGCCUGAUACCAUUUUUCAAAGCCAGAACUUACUUCAUUUUCUAUGCAAAUACCAGAAAAGCGAAACACCCUCUCUCCCAAGUCGGAGAAGGGGAAGCGACGGCUCUCAGGUUGGGACAAUAUUAUAUGGAAGAUGGAGCAGAAACCGAACGCUCUUUUACUCCCCCCCCUCCUUCCUCCCCACCCCUUUCAAUCGGAGGAAAGAAACCUCAAGGUCUGCAAAGCAAAUCUCCGCAGACCGGCUGUUGGGGGAAAAAAGUGUUAGCCGUCUUUCCCAGAUCUGCGAGGGGGAAAAAUUUUGGAACCGUAAAGUUGAAAACUUUUUUCUCUUCAGUUUCGAAGAAGCCCUUCGUCAUGAAUGGGAUGCGAGGAGUUCAGGCGAAAGGAGGCGAGAGGCGCAAAGGAGGGGAGAUUUCUCGCCUGCCGCUCGCGCUGGGGCUCGAUGUGAAUAUAUAUUAUGUCUGCCUGUUCUCCCCUCGUCGGUGGCUAAGGUCAGCGGCUUGGAACAGACCCCGGGAGGAGGGGGGCAGAAAGGGUAGGGGGGGUCCGGCGCCUCACGUGACCCCCGGGGGUGCCAAUGUCUGGUCCUGAGGGUAUCAGGCCCUUGCAAGUUGCCACCCACUGCCCGGGUUUCGCCCAGCGAUGCAGAAAGCCACCUACUACGACAACACCGCAGCUGCACUCUUCGGAGGCUACUCCUCAUACCCUGGCAGUAAUGGCUUCGGCUACGACGGUGCCCCCCAACCCCCCUUCCAGGCCGCCACGCACCUGGAGGGCGACUACCAGCGCUCAGCAUGCUCGCUGCAGUCCCUGGGCAACGCCGCCCCGCAUGCUAAGGGCAAGGAGCUCAACGGCAGCUGCAUGAGGCCUGGCCUGGCCCCUGAGCCCCUGUCCGCCCCGCCCGGCUCACCCCCGCCCAGCGCAGCACCUACCAGUACCACUAGCAACAGCAGCAAUGGGGGCGGGUCCGGCAAAAGCGGCCCCCCCAAAUGUGGUCCUGGCUCCAACUCCACCCUCACCAAACAGAUAUUCCCCUGGAUGAAAGAGUCGAGGCAGACGUCCAAGCUGAAAAACAGCUCCCCCGGCACAGCGGAGGGCUGCGGUGGCGGCGGAGGAGGAGGCAGUGGUGGCGGGGGCGGUAGCAGCGGGGGAGGGGACAAGAGCCCCCCGGGGUCUGCGGCGUCCAAGCGGGCGCGGACGGCAUACACGAGCGCGCAGCUGGUGGAGCUGGAAAAGGAGUUUCACUUCAACCGCUACCUGUGCCGGCCGCGCCGCGUGGAGAUGGCCAACCUGCUGAACCUCAGCGAGCGGCAGAUCAAGAUAUGGUUCCAGAACCGGCGCAUGAAGUACAAGAAAGACCAGAAAGCCAAGGGCCUGGCCUCGUCGUCUGGGGGCCCCUCCCCUGCCGGCAGCCCCCCGCAGCCCAUGCAGUCCACGGCCGGCUUCAUGAACGCCUUACACUCCAUGACCCCGAGCUAUGAGAGCCCGUCCCCUCCCACCUUCGGCAAAGCCCACCAGAAUGCCUACGCGUUGUCCUCCAACUACCAGCCCCCUCUCAAAGGCUGCGGCGCCCCACAGAAGUACCCCCAGACGCCGGCGCCCGAUUACGAGCCCCACGUCCUCCAAGCCAACGGGGGCGCCUACGGGACGCCCACUAUGCAGGGCAGUCCGGUGUACGUGGGCGGGGGCGGAUACGCGGAUCCGCUGCCGCCCCCUGCCGGCCCCUCCCUCUAUGGCCUCAACCAUCUUUCCCACCACCCCUCGGGGAACCUGGACUACAACGGGGCGCCCCCUAUGGCCCCCAGCCAGCACCACGGACCCUGCGACCCCCACCCCACCUACACAGACCUCUCCUCUCACCACGCGCCUCCUCCUCAGGGUAGAAUCCAAGAAGCGCCCAAGUUAACACACCUGUAAUGGGAGAGGGAGGGCGGAGGGGUGAGGUCAAGGGGACAGCCUAGAGGCGCAACCUGGAGGGCUGCAGGAGGAGGCAGGGAAGUGGUAGCCAGGCUUCCUGGGAAGAACAGGCCUGGAGCUCCUUCCCCUCCUGGCCUGAAAGGUUGCUUUUUAAAAUCCUCCAGCUCUUGUUCCAUUUGCCUGCCAACCCACUGGAAAGGAGUCCACAGCAGAUUGACGAUGACCCCAUCAACCUUAGGCCUCCAGCAAUACCCAGUUGGAAUUCCACGCUUGGGAGUGGGGUAGAGGAAGGAGAAAGAAAAACAAGGCAGAGAAGCACAUUUUAAAAAAACAGGCAAGAUGGCUAGGCUAUCACCAACCAACCAACUUACCUUCCGUCUCUGUGGGUAAUUCCCCCAAAUCUUGUUGGGUAUUUUUUUUCCCCCCUUGCAAUUCUCCUCUAAAAAGAAUUAGGAAACAUUUCAAAACCAGGGGCACUAAGCACGCUCCCCUCCCACUUCCCUGAAGCCUCGAAUUUCCUCGCAUCUAUCGGAGAUGAAUGGGGCACUCCUUUCCAGCCCCCUAUUUUUCUGCUCCAGGACAUGAAUACCCAUACCCCGCCCCCAUCAAUGACAGUUUUCAGAGGGCUCAGGGAUGGUGAGAGAUCUUGAAAGUCAGAGCUGUCUAUAUUAUAAAUAUAUAUAUAUUUUUUCUUUUAUGGAAAAGCUGGGAGGUGAGGGCAGGCAAAUUGUCAGGACUGCAGGUUUGCCCUUUCUGCGGCCUCCCACUCAGCUCCAGGUCCAUCCCGCUCCUUCCACAGAAAGCAAUCGGAGACACGAGGUUCUUCUACACUUUUCUUUUCUUCUGUUGCUCUCUUGACUUAACGUGAAAACAGGGUAUAUUUUAACAAACUGUCUGUCCCAGGCAGGGGCUGCAGCUGGGCCUGUAUGCCGUGUGCAGCCCUCUGACAGGACACUUUUGUUGCACUUAGAGUUUACAUUUUAAUGGAUAUAAAAACAACUGUGAGAGAUGCCUGGGCCUGCAGGAGUCCAGCAUCGCUCAAAAAGUGUGUGUUCUAGUGAACAUUUUCAUAUAUAUUUAUUGGUCAUAGCCUGUUAAAAUAUUUUCUUUUUUUUUUGUAUUAUUUAUCCCCUUACAUUAUGUAUUUAUAUGAGGGAAAAAAAGGAAAAAAAACUGUACUUUUUUUUUAGUAUUUACUUGUUAUAAAGGACGUGUUUCCUGUCAUGUAAAACCAGCUAUUUUAGUUAUUAUUGUACUCUAGAAAAGAGCUGUAGGUUUAUGUUACACUCGUACUUAUGAGCAAUUGUAAUUAGUUCUAAAAGGCAUGAACUCAGCUCCUAAUUGUCACUGUAUAGUCCUGAAUUUGUAGAAUUAGAGUUAAUUCCCUCUUGGAACUUUCUUUGUUCUUCCGUAGUUACUUUUUUCCUUACUUAAAAGGGUUGUCUGUCAAACAAUUCUUGAAUAAACUUUCUGUUAUCAAUUUUAUCUUGUCCUGGUGGUCCAAUUUAGAUAGCAGAGGGGGGGGCAGCUGACUGCCAAAUUUCCCCCAAGGGGAUACAGGACACGGAAGGCGCUGUCCUGGCCUUUUUGUCCACUGCUCGUGCGCCUGCCUCCCCUUGCCGUGUCUCCUGUUUAUAUAGCUUUUCUCACAGGGCCCUGGAACACACUGCCAAGUUCUUUAGAUACAAUUUAAGUUAGGAGUUGGCGAGGGGGGGGGGGAAGGACUCUUGGGUGUUCUCUCUAGGACUUUCUGUUUGGCGGCUUUGACUCUCCAUUUUUCUCAUUCAUUGACCUUUUGUCUUCCUGCUCCUCUGGCCACAACUUGC